Messenger RNA from Porites lobata, 522 nucleotides. Lineage: Eukaryota; Metazoa; Cnidaria; Anthozoa; Scleractinia; Poritidae. The record is from the annotation of a GenBank genome assembly.
GGUAUCACAGCCUUGAUCUUAUCAAAACUGUACCUCCAAAAAGGUGAAUACCAGGAAGCACAAGCAUUCCUCAAUAUUGCACUCUGCGUUUACAAAGAAAUCGAAGACAAAGACGGAGAAGCGUCAUGCUACAUAAACCUGGGAAUUGUGUUUAGGUCUGUCGGUGAAUAUGCCAAGGCUGAAGAAUAUCUUCAUAAAGCACUUACCAUCAACACAGAAAUUGGCGACAAACACAGAGAAGCGUCAUGCUACGCAAACCUAGGAGCUGUGUUUUUGCAUGUUGGAGAAUAUUCCAAGGCUGAAGAAUAUCUUCAUAAAGCACUUACCAUUAACACAGAAAUUGGCGACAGAGAGGGAGAAGCGUUAUCCUACAUGAACCUAGGAAAUGUGUUUCAAUCUGUCGGAGAAUAUGCCAAGGCUGAAGAAUAUCUUCAUAAAGCACUUACCAUCAAGACAGAAAUUGGCGACAAACACGGAGAAGCGUCAUGCUACGGAAAUCUAGGAAGUAUGUUUCGAUCUAUC